Messenger RNA from Onychostoma macrolepis, 873 nucleotides. RefSeq lists its product as uncharacterized. The coding region runs from base 1 to 873 and encodes 290 amino acids. The record is from RefSeq and is a predicted model, not a curated record. The transcript is spliced from 2 exons. Lineage: Eukaryota; Metazoa; Chordata; Actinopteri; Cypriniformes; Cyprinidae.
AUGUCAUCCAACUGGAGCGACAAUGAAAUUAAAGCGCUUCUCCUUAUCCGGGCGGAUGAAGAGAUUUGUCGUCAUCUCAGAGGAACAGUUAGUGAUGCAGUUACAUAUGAUAAAAUAACUAACCGUCUUCGAGAGCAAGGCAUUCACAGGACAAAAAGUCAGGUCAUUAGUAAAUUGAAAACAUUGCGCCUUAAAUUUCUGAAAAUAAACGACCAUCACAAACAAAGUGGUAGUGGUAGAAUUUCUUGGGUCUAUUAUGACUUUUGUCAGUCCAUUUGGGGAUCCAGCCACUCCACAAAUCCUGUAGCCUUAACCGGUAGCUUGAAUUCAGAAGAACCCCAAACUAACGUCACUGAGGACGCAUGUGACGGAAACACGUCGAGUCACUCGGCCGAUACUGAAGCACCAACUUGUAAUGCAGAGCAGGCGGAUUGUGUUACAGGUUUCACUCAGCCACCAAGGAAGAAGUCGAAAAAAAACAAAGAUCACAUGAUUGACUCCAUAGCUACAGUUCUACAAACUAUGGAAACAACAUUCAGAGAGCAAGAAGCACUCCGUGUCCAGGAGCAAAGGGAGUAUGAAGAAAGGUUGCGCGAAGAGCAGAAGGAGGAAAGGGCAAGCAUGAUGGUGAUGUGGAAGGAGAUGAUGGAGUUUCAAGGAAACCUCCUAAAGGACAUUAUGGUGCGCCCACCCCUGACAACAUCUCUUCCUCUGAAUCCACAUUACCAACAACAUAAUCAUCACAGCCAACGCUUCUCUUUUCCAAGCCCUAGCACUAGCUACAUGGCACCAUACCACCCACCAGAACAAGAUGCUGAGGCCUCACUCCAUCCUCAAUUCAAGUCUUCAUUCUUAGAAGAUUUGCAAGACUAG